UGCCAUAGUGAUGAUAAAUAGCAACGUACAUCCACCAUUGAGUGUAUGAACAAGGCUUGGUUUGUCUGUCGGUCAACAUUUUACAGUUGAAGGAAGAAUUGUAAUUUUCCAUCAUGGAAUCUGAUGGACUCCAUCUAAGCAUUGAUUAUGUGGGUAGCAGUGGAGUUAUGCUCAGCCCCGAGUCUAAGGCGGCUUUGCAGACUUCUCUAGUCAUCCUACAAAAUGAAAACAAAUUCAACAGAGUGUAUUUCUGGGGGAAAAUACUUGGCGUCAAAGAUGACUAUUUCAUUGCACAAGGCGUGUACAAAGAUGAAUUUGCUGGAAGGAAAACAUUUUACAGCAAAGACUGCAUACACUGGGGACUGCUUCCUCCUGCAACUGCUGAAAUGAAAGAGAAAUCAAAACUGGCCAAAGGACGUUUCACUGGUGACCCCUCUUAUGAAUUUGAACAUGUUGAGACGAAAAAGGUUGGAGAAGGAGAAGAAGCCACAGAAGAAGAAGAAACAACAAUUGUCAAGGAAGAAGACAGACUUUCAUCAGUCAUUGCUGAGAUCGACGACGACGUGAGGAUUGUGCCUCGAGGGGCAUUUGUUCAAGUUCCUACAGCGGAAGUCGUAAUAAAUAGGAGUUUUGAAGGUUUGUCUGUUCAAGAAGCAGCAAAACUCUGUAACUACAUGCACUUCCGGGAAGCCAAGAGGCUGGAUCUGAAGACCCUGCUUCAACGCGCAAACAUGGACAAGGCCAUUGACUUUAUGGAUAGUGUCGAGGACGAUGUUCCCCGUGGGUCUUGGAGCCUGCAGUUUGAGCGAGGAAGUGGCUUGUUAACCCUGCGCAGUCUUCAGUGGCCAGGCUAUGCCUUCUUCCAUAUCCCUGCCACACAUAAGUAUGGUUCUGUGUACUUUGGCACUGGAGAGAAAAACCAGGACCUCCCCUUCAUGCUGUGAACAAUAACUCAUACUUUAACAACUUUUUGACACCCUUGGUUAAAAUUCUUUUUUUUUUUUUUUCAUGACUUUAGAAAGGACUCAAGGGGAAAAGAACAUAAAUUGCAGAGCCUACAUUUCAUAUGUCGCUAUUUUCUCAGAAAGCACAAAGGACAUUUUGAAAUGAAGUUGUUUUUGAAUGAGUUUAGAUUGACAUAUGUGUAGAUUUUGUGUUCAAAAUGAUGUGUAGGACUUAUCUUCCUAGAUCUGUAAAAUGAGAGAUGAGCAAGGACAAAGUACUUUCAACUUUUGCUCCCACAAAGAUGUAUGUGAUAAGUAGGAUUACAUUAUUUCCUUUUGAUGCUGGUUCAAAUGUUCCAAAUUGGAUCUUGACUGCAAAGACUUUAGUGAUCAUACAAACUUUGGAUUAAUUUAUUUGUAUCUAUCAUACUUUCCCAAAAUACUAGACAAAUUUGACAUAGCAGCAAAAGCAUUGACAUUUCAUGUUAGAAGAUAUUAUUUUUUAAAGUACCAUACUCAUUUUUUUAAAAACCCAUUGCAAUUUUUUUUUGAAGAUCUUGUACCCUUCAUUGUUUUCGUCCUCAAUGUUACAUGGUAGAUCAUUAUGUUUUGUGCCGCUACUUUUGUUCCUCUGUCCUGAAUGAAGUCUAUACAUAUAUCUAAAGGUUUUUUGAGAUUCAUUUGGAAUGCCUUACAACUACUUGUGUAAAUAUACAAAUAAAAUUUUACAACUAAAUAA
Aplysia californica (California sea hare) is the source of this 1683-nucleotide messenger RNA. Its product is annotated as radial spoke head protein 9 homolog. Gene Ontology annotation, biological process: motile cilium assembly; axoneme assembly; cilium movement involved in cell motility. NCBI's taxonomy places the organism in Eukaryota, Metazoa, Mollusca, Gastropoda, Aplysiida, Aplysiidae. The transcript is spliced from 5 exons. Gene Ontology annotation, cellular component: axoneme; radial spoke. The record is from RefSeq and is a predicted model, not a curated record. The coding region runs from base 114 to 944 and encodes 276 amino acids.